GGAAAAACAAAGAUGCACCGAGCUGCCCGAGUUUGUUUAGAAUUGAACAUUACUAGGCGGCCUGAAAACUCCUUGGAUGAGAAUUUUCAAAUUCAUAGACUUGACGGAUCGGAGUAGGCGGCAGACAGCCAGGACCCAUGCUAAUAUUUUUCAUUCUUUUUAGUAGGCUAGUUCAGUCAAAAGAUUUUUAUUUUAUUUUUGUAAGGGUGUCUUUGCGGCUGCAUAUUUUUAACUGUUGUGUUGUUCUGGGGCAUCGAAAAGCUUCUUUUUCAACUAUUAAUCCACUGCUGAGUUAUUUUAAAUUUCCUACUAAUUCCAAAUCCAGAAUUACGCACAAGUUGGCAACAUGGAAGAAUACCAAAACCCUCUUCUCUGUAUAUCCCUGACUGCUAAAGUGAGCACAGCUGUAGCAUGGAUGUUCAGAACGAUAAUGUUUGCUCUGCCAGUGGCUCAGAUCACCAUAGGUUCGAUCUACUUGAAUUCCUGCCCUGUCCAGCAUUAUAUCCCCAUCUACUUGAUUGUGUCAGGAGUGUUUUCUCUUGUAAUGGACUUCCUGUCUUUCUUCCACCUUGGCAACGAAGCAGAGGAAGUUGGGUCCAAUGCAAGGGGAGGUUCCACCAUGUGCAAUGGGCUGCUGUCACUGUUCAUGUUUUGCUGGUUCAUUACAGGUAACGUUUGGAUUUACUCCAUCUACCAGCCGAACUAUGAUGAACAAAGUGGUGUACUUUACUGUAACAAGACGCUCUACUUGUUUGCAUUUUGGAGUACAAUACUGGUCUGCAUUGGACUUGGUAUACUCCUGCUGGUGGGCUGUUGCUUCUUGUGUGGAUGUGUUAUAGGGGCCAGUAUAGGGUUGUGUUUUGGGUUUUCUCUAACCAAUACAAAUGAUGCGAAUAGGGUGUGGAGUUCAACUGCUCCUUGUCUGUAACCGGACAGAGUAUUUGUGUGUGCAAAGAAGAGUUUUUUGUUUUAUUUUGUAUUUCUUUGGUUUAAUAUUAUGCCAGGUUGCCAGUGAGUCAGUAAUUAGAGCCCACACCCUGGAGGAGAUACCAUUCUGUCUCUUUGUUUUAUAUUUUAUUCUAUUGUUUUUCUUGUUAAUUUAGCAAAAAUUGCAAUCUUAAAAAUAGUGGUCUAUUUCAUAAAGGUUAACAUAAGGAACAUCACACUGGUGUUCAAUUAAAAAGAUAAAAAAGUGAGGCAAGAGAUAACUGACGGUUAGCUACAGGAAGGUUGUAUUCUUUUUCUCCAUUUAAAAAACUCCCUCCACCUUUUUGUUUUAGUACGAUGACCAGGCCUUUUGGCCUUAGCAUAUCAUAGCCUGCUUCUGUGUUACACCUUAAAAGGAGUGAUAUAGAGAAAAAUAUCAAGUUUUUUUCAUACCACCAAUUCCAUACAUUUUUACUUGAGGUUGAGCUGCUUUUACAUGAAUUAGAAAGUGAAAUCGCUUCUCCAGUAUAACUUAGUUUGGUGGCAUUCAAAUAACUUCAACUGAGAACAUAGUAAUGCCCUACAACUUCCCCUCUUUAGUGAUACAUUCGAAUGUACUACAUGGGAUGCCAUUCCGAGUUUAUCAUUGAUGUUUAAUUUUUGCUUGGAUAUGCAUGUUGUGUUCAGAGUCUUUGAAGAAAACAGCAGAUGGUACAGAUAAAGGUGGAAUGAAUUCAA
Polypterus senegalus (gray bichir) is the source of this 1665-nucleotide messenger RNA. Its product is annotated as transmembrane protein 272-like. The transcript has 6 exons. Lineage: Eukaryota; Metazoa; Chordata; Cladistia; Polypteriformes; Polypteridae. The record is from RefSeq and is a predicted model, not a curated record. The coding region runs from base 347 to 928 and encodes 193 amino acids.